UCACGACUGUACAUUAGGCAUCAUGGCCGCCUCCAGCAAAGAUGCGUUUCGCAAGAUGCCAGUGAAAUUUUCGAAUGACAGCCGUUCGGCUCACGUCAUGCUCUUCAAGGAACACAGCGUCCGCGAAAAGAGCGAACACAAGCCGUCGGGGAGGACGCUAUUUGUCGUGAAUGUGCCCCCGUACUGCGACGAAAACAGCUUGAAGCGUGUCUUCGGUGACAGUGGCAAGGUGGCUAAAGUGUGGUUACAGAAAUCUCCUUCUUCUGGCAAGCCAGCGGAAAACUCAUCUUCGGUCUUUCCCAGCGUGCCUCCAGUGGCCGGCUUCAAAGUUGCGUACGUAGUGUUCCACAAAGAGGCAUCCAUACGGCGAGCGCUAGCCUUGUCCGUAUCGGAACCACGUGUGCUGUUCCACGAAGACUGCGACAACGUUGUUGGUGUGGCUAAAUGGUGCGCUGAGUACAAGUCGACGUUUAUGGACGCCGAAAAAGUGCAAAAGGAAGUGGACACGUACAUGACUGACUACGACGCGCGUCUGGAAGAGGAAAAGCAGCGAGCGAAAGCCAUGGACGGCGUUCCCGACGAAGAGGGUUGGAUCACGGUCACCAAGUACGGCAAGCGACCGGUCAUUCCGCGGACCGACGCCGUCAAUCAAAAGAUAUCCAGUGCAGAGAAGAAAAAGCGCUCUCAAAAGGAACUGGUCAAUUUUUACUCAUUCCAGAUUCGUGAAUCUAAAAUGGAAAGGAUCGCCCAGCUUCGGAAGAAGUUCGAAGAGGAUAAGCGAAAAAUUUCGCUUAUGAAAGCAUCCAGACGUUUUAGACCCGUCUAGUCUUCGUGAACUGUACUGACAGUGCAUGCCAACGUGUCCAUAAGUACUGCAGCUGCCGCGAAUCAUGACAAUGUGCCUUGAGAAUGCGUAUGUUUCAGCUUGUAAAAUAAAGUGUACUCUGUGA
This is a messenger RNA of Dermacentor silvarum, 950 nucleotides long. RefSeq names its product ribosomal RNA-processing protein 7 homolog A. The transcript has a single exon. Bases 23 to 826 code for a protein of 267 amino acids. The record is from RefSeq and is a predicted model, not a curated record. Gene Ontology annotation, molecular function: nucleic acid binding. Gene Ontology annotation, cellular component: CURI complex; UTP-C complex. Gene Ontology annotation, biological process: ribosomal small subunit assembly; rRNA processing. NCBI's taxonomy places the organism in Eukaryota, Metazoa, Arthropoda, Arachnida, Ixodida, Ixodidae.